GAUGUCUGCGCCCAUGAAACCGCGACUCUCAACCCGGGCACCGUCGAAGUAGCUUGUAUGAAGUUUAAUAAACGUGUAUUUUGAUAUUUGUUAACCAUUUUUAUACACUGCAUUAAGUGGACAACUAUUACAAAAUAAAAUGACCCAAAAACCAGGGGACUCCAAAUUAAAGUGGCUCGUCCCUCCAAGGAAUGCUGAUGGAAGGUUUCCACUGCGAUGGCGGAUGCCGAGCUGGAUGACCUUGUCCUUCUUUAACAUGAUCAGCAAAAUGUGGUCCAAGAUUUCCUAUGUACAGACACAUAACCUAGAAUUUCUACAAAGUGCUCUUGAAUCCCGUCAAGGACGUCCUUUAAUCACAGUUAGCAACCAUGCCUCAUGUAUAGAUGAUCCACUUAUUUGGGGUGUGCUGAAGUGGCGCCACCUACUGAACACAGAGUUAAUGCGCUGGGAUCCGGGUGCUGAAGAUGUCAUCAGUAAAUGGCCGUUGACGAACCGCCUGUGUUCCUGGGGCAAGGUGGUCCCUAUACGCAGAGGGGACGGUGUCUUCCAGCACACCAUGAACUUUUUGGUUGAUGAACUCAACAGGGGCAACUGGGUGCACGUGUUUCCUGAAGGUAAAAUCAAUGUAACAAAAGAACCAAUGAGGCUGAAAUGGGGAGUUGGAAGACUGAUAGCAGAGUGUAAGAUUGAUCCUCUGGUCAUUCCAAUAUGGCACCUAGGGGCAGAUGAUGUGUUGCCAAAUAGAAAGCCUUAUUUUCCACCCAGAAUUUUGAAGGAACUGACUAUAUAUGUUGGAAAACCCCUGGAGUUUAAGACAUUAUUGGAUCAGUUGAAGACAGCUAAAAAGUCCCCCAUGGAAAUCAGAAAGGCAAUAACAGAUGUUAUUCAAGAAGAAUUUUUAGAACUAAAAGCCAAAGCUGAGCAUUUACACAACAGUAGAAAGAUGAUAUCAAAAAGCUGACGAAUCUACUUCAUUUAUCAUAGCUGGGUAUAUUUUUAAUACGGACUUAAUGAAUUGACUGCAGUUACUUUUAUUUGAAUCAAAUGUCUCAGGUGAACAUAGUUCAUACCUAGAACAUUUGGCUCAGAAGGAUUUAAACUUGUUUCUUUGGUGUCAAAAGUUAUCGAUUUCAAGAAAAAAAAUUAGCAUGAUAAAGAUCAGAAGGUCAUCCGUUGUUCUAACUUUGAAUGUCGGAAUGGAUGCAUAAACUAUUGGUUACUAUGGGAAAGACGUUGUUUAUCCCAGGAAAAUCAGUCUUUUGACCAAAAUGAAGUUGUUACCCCUUUAACAUAAAUAUAUAGUUUAACUUUUGUAUUAACUUUAACUUUUUUCAAAGACAAAAACAAAUCAUCAGGGCAAAUCAUUGUUGACCAUUGUUAUGGUAAUAAAGGUAUUUAAUUCAUUACACAUGUAUUUGUGAUAACAUUUAUUUGUCUGAAAUCUCAACUCCUUCUUUCAAACCUUACUGUCUAAUAUAACAGGUCAUUGGACUGGAAGGUGGCUGUCAACUGAUGUGUUGUAACACAAAAUUUUUUUUUUUGUAAUGUUAAACUAGAGUUUGCUUGAAUUUCAAAAACCCUUUUUGUAAGCAAAUUUAUUAUUUGUUCCCGCUUGUAAAGUUUCCAAUCAUUAUCAAGUUCAUUAUACCACAGCCACCAAACUGUUCAACUACAGGGGUAGCAGUACCCCUGCACCCGUGACAGCUGAAAUAUGGCAUGACGCUUUCAAAGAUAAAAGUUUCUAGGAAAAAAA
Messenger RNA from Lingula anatina, 1753 nucleotides. RefSeq names its product tafazzin-like. Gene Ontology annotation, cellular component: mitochondrial membrane. The record is from RefSeq and is a predicted model, not a curated record. Gene Ontology annotation, molecular function: 1-acylglycerophosphocholine O-acyltransferase activity. Gene Ontology annotation, biological process: inner mitochondrial membrane organization; cardiolipin acyl-chain remodeling. NCBI's taxonomy places the organism in Eukaryota, Metazoa, Brachiopoda, Lingulata, Lingulida, Lingulidae.